Messenger RNA from Drosophila willistoni, 3484 nucleotides. It is a transcript of the gene Cals, whose product is annotated as calsyntenin-1. Bases 388 to 3396 code for a protein of 1002 amino acids. The record is from RefSeq and is a predicted model, not a curated record. Gene Ontology annotation, biological process: positive regulation of synaptic transmission; homophilic cell-cell adhesion; positive regulation of synapse assembly. NCBI's taxonomy places the organism in Eukaryota, Metazoa, Arthropoda, Insecta, Diptera, Drosophilidae. Gene Ontology annotation, cellular component: cell surface; postsynaptic membrane. The transcript is spliced from 11 exons. Gene Ontology annotation, molecular function: kinesin binding; calcium ion binding; X11-like protein binding.
CUCUAGUUGAAACAAGAGAGCUGGACCCGUGAACAGAAAAAUAUGUAUCUAUAAGAUAAAAUCGGAUAAACAUUGAGUUUAAAUAAUUGUUAAAUUGACUGCAACUGCAGUUUUAGGUGCUUAUGCAUCAAUACAUGUUGAAUACCCAAGUACUAAGUGCAAGCGAAGAGUGCGAGUGAAAUGUUAGUAUAUUCUAUUGAUUUUUCAAAACCCGAAUCAAAAUCUGUGUGUGGGUGUUGAAGUGUGGAUACAUAUGAGCGGACUGAGAUUGAGAUUGAUUGGAUUGGAUUUUUUGAUGCAGAUGCAGGUGCAUAAGUGCAUGUGAAGAUAAAGAAGUAGAAACACUAUCAACCCAUCUAUUCUCUCAGCAUCCGAAUUCGCAGCACCAUGCCGUUGAACAAAGAUUAUAAUGUUUACGGUUACCUGGUUAUCUACCUGGCACUGGUCGUUUUCAGUGGGGCAUUCGCUUCUUCCUCGUUGAAUACGGGGAUGGGGAUUGGAUCGACCUCAAAUGAAAAUGAAGACGAAUAUCUAACGCAGCGAGAAAAUAUAUUGGAAAAAUCUUAUCAUGGCCUGAUUCGUGAAAAUGAGACUCUUGUGGAGAUAACGCCGCUAAUAAAAGUGGACGAAGAGAAGAUUUGCAAUUUUCGCAUCCUGAAAAAGCCGUACCAUGAAAUACCAUUCCAGAUCGAACUAGUAAAUAACUUGGGCAUUUUAAGAGCACGCCGUACGCUGAAUUGCGAAAAGCGAAAGAGCUAUCACUUUGAGAUCGUGGCCAUAUAUUGUGACGGAACGCCAUCGAACACAGCGAAUGUUCACAUAACCGUCAUUGAUAUCAAUGAAUAUGCACCCACGUUCCUAGAACCAUCGUACGUGACUGAAGUCGACGAGGGUCGUCUUUAUAACGAGAUUAUACGUGUUGAAGCUUCGGACAAGGACUGUACCCCAUUGUUUGGGGACGUCUGCAAAUAUGAGAUACUCAACAAUGAUGAGCCCUUUGCCAUUGACAACGAGGGGUCGAUCAAGAACACCGAACCACUUUCGCACAAGGCAUCCCAUAAUCACAUUCUGUCGGUAGUGGCCUAUGAUUGUGCUAUGAAAGAGUCGACACCCAUUAUGGUCAGCAUCAAGGUGCGACGGGUGUGUGAGGCAAAGUUUUUGGGCAUCCCUGAACGUAUUGAUUACACCUCCGGCAGCACCGACAGUCUACAGUUGUUCCCGAAUGCUCGGCUGGAUCUGUGCGAUAUCUCCUGUAGCAAUGAAGAGCUGAACAUACACGCUUCUAUAGCUCUAAAGACCAAACAUAUCUCCUUCGGAUGCGACCGCGACGUAUCCAAUUGCUCUGGAAGUUUGGCCAUGAAAGAUCUGUUGCCUCAGGGAGCAGAGUGGACCAAAGAGUUGAGUUUCGAUGAAGGAGCUGAGCCGAUAUUCCACUUCGACGGAUCGGCCGGUGUCGUUGUGCCAGAUUCCUUUAUUGGACAUUAUGAUUUCUCUGUCCGGCCUUUUGGCAUUAUGACAAUUUUCCGCCACAGCGGUCAAAGCUCCACCAACAAGCAUGUGAAGGAGCAUAUCGUGUGCAGUGCCGAUGACCACAAGAUGAACCGCCACCACAUGGCCCUGUUCGUGCGUAACUGCCGGUUAAUCCUUUUGCUGCGCAAAAACUUUAACGAGGGGGAUCUGAAUAUAUUUAGUCCUGCUGAGUGGCGCUGGAAAAUACCCCAAGUUUGCGACAACGAGUGGCAUCACUAUGUCCUUAACGUUGACCAAUCGGCCAAGGUCGAGCUUUUUAUUGACGGUGUGCGCUUUGAGAGUUCUGUUGAGGAUCGCCACAGCAAUCCAGAGGUGAUUGAUGAUUGGCCCCUUCACGCUGCGCACGGCGUCAACACAACAAUGGCUGUUGGUGCCUGUUAUCAGAGCUCAGAAAAUCGUUUAAAACAUGGCUUCAAUGGUGACAUAUCCGAGGUGAAGGUCUCUCUUAAUGGUGUGCUUUCGUCUGAGGAUAUCAGAUGUGGCACCAGUUGCGCUGAACACUUGCUGGAACCUAGUCAGAGCGAGCAAUCCGAUUCACCGGACACUCAAAUCCAGGCAAAUGCUCAAAUGAACGAAAUCUACAUUGAGGCUCAGGGAAAGCACAAAAUUGAACAGCUAAUGCGCAAGGUUCAAUACAUCAAUGUCAAACAAAGGCCAACCAUUGGAAGACGCAAUAUUGAAGUUCGUACCACCAUGUUAUGCACCAAUCAGAGCGCUAUUCGCUUACCAACAAUCGAGACUUACAUUAUGGUGAAUGAGCCCAUAGCACCCGUCAACAUUGGGGCCGACUCGGCUGAGAAGGCUCUGGACACUUCUGCUAUGUAUAAGGUGGACAAGGUGGAAUCGCACCAACAGCCAGAUAGAGCUGAUCAGGAUCUUCAACCCGAGACUAACAAGAUUACGAUAACAGGAACAUCAAAUAAAUUGGUCUCGUAUCAAGAAAUCAAGCUAGGUGUUCAUAUCUUGGACAAGGUCCACGUUGUAAUGUCCACAAAAAACAAUCAGAAAGUGGCUGCCAAGGAAUAUCUCGAUUCGUGUAGCGUGGUUGUUUUCCCCUCGCUGAAUCCGGAUCAUGAGGAAAUUCAAAUUGACGGAGAUGAAUCGCUGUCCUCUACAAUGGACAUAAAGACCAACAUUAAUAAGGAUGGCGUCGAAAUGAUUGGCACGGAUUCAAUUCGUAACUAUCUCAAUGUGUUCCGUGCCCUGGUAUACAGCAACAAGAAACCGGCCUAUUACUUAAACCGCGUCUUCAAGCUAUCUUGUGCCCAGCUCAGUUCCCAAUUCAAGAGUGUGGAGUACACGCUAACGUUGACAGUUCUGCAUCCAAAGCAAACCUUGCCCAAUACAACUAAUGCGCCAGCAUCGUCAUCCUCACUGUUGGGCAAUGGAAACGACAAUGUCCCAGGCCUCUACCACGGUCGCUCAUCCGCCGAUGGCGGCGAACAGGCUUCAGACACUAAGGUUUUCUCCUACUCGUUAUUACACACCAAUGAAGUGCAGGAGCCAAAGUCGCAUGUGCAUUCCAUUGUGCAUAAAGCGGAGGCCGCACAUCCCACAAUGCUGAUAAUCCUUAUUUGCGUUUUCUUGGUCGUUCUGCUUUGCGGUGUUUCGAUUGCACGAAUAAAAAAUAACCAAAAGUACACGGAUCGACAUCAGCCGUGUCCCAAGAUUGCAGAUGAAGGGUUGAUAUGGGAUGAUUCGGCAUUAACAAUCACCAUAAAUCCGAUGCAGACGGACGCUGCCUCUGAAGAUAGCUCCGACUCCGAGAAUUCGGAAUCGGAGGACGAGGAAGUCAUGAAGGAUGGAUUUGCCCACAUCAACCAGCUCGAGUGGGACAACACCAACAUGUUUUCAACGGUAAAUUAAACGAGGGUGUGUUUUGAAUUUAUCUAUCAAGUUGAAAAAUUAAAGAUAUGUAAAUGUGCUUUUAAAAUAUAAACUACAAGAUCAACUA